This is a messenger RNA of Drosophila rhopaloa, 1444 nucleotides long. RefSeq lists its product as uncharacterized. The transcript has 3 exons. Bases 212 to 907 code for a protein of 231 amino acids. The record is from RefSeq and is a predicted model, not a curated record. NCBI's taxonomy places the organism in Eukaryota, Metazoa, Arthropoda, Insecta, Diptera, Drosophilidae.
UCGAAAACGACAGCCCACGCAAAAGGGCAUAAGACACUCGAAAAACCUAAGCCACACAAACAAAGUUCAGUGUCUCGGCCGCCGUUUAUCCUCCAAGUUGGCAAAAAGCGAACGGGUUCUGCAAGCACAGGAAAGUGAAAAGGAUUUCAAGGAGUGGAGAUUGGCAAGCCGUUCCAAAGGCAUAACCCUCAAUCAUAAACAAGCGACAGAAAUGAGGCAUCUCUGGCUGCUGCUCCUUAUCGCCUGUGGAUCUGUCCAGUUUCCAGGUGUGCUGACCUUGCCAGAGGCACUCCCAGCCAAAUCUUCGUCAGCCAGUGGAGGCGGAAAUGGAGGAGGAGCUGGGCGAGGAGUCACUGCCUCAUCAGCAGGAGACACCGGCGCCGACUACAGCGAAUAUGAAGAGGAGGAGCAGAAGGGGGCUCCGGGAAAUCUGGCUAAGUCCACGGCUGGUCCCAAAAUCCCCUAUCCCUACUUCGAGCAGACUGACGUGAAUCUCUAUGUCCCGAAUAACACGACCAGUGUGAAGCUGGAAUGCCCAGUAAAGAAUUACAACGCACAACAUCACGUGGUGCUCUGGUUCAAGGGAACAGUGCCCGUCUCCAACGACCAGAACAUAUUCAACCCGAUCUACGGCCUGGACAGCCAGUUCGCCCUGACCGUGCCGCUGGCGCCCAAUGCCACGGAGGAGCGGUACGAGUGCAAGGUGAUGCCAAAUGCGCGCCGCCAGGUGACCAUUCGGUUUGGACCGGAGCCAAGCACCCCGGCUCCGUCUCCGUCUCCAGUUUCGGUCUCGGCGGUGACCUCAGCCCCGGCCAAGGAUUCGGCGUCCCACGGACGGGACAUUAGCCUCUGGCUGCUCGGCCUCUUCUUGGCCACUCUCCAACUGGCCGUGUCCUUCCGUUUCUGAAGCGGGCCAAGUUCAAGACCCCUCUUAAAUCUGCACCACCGGCAUUACGAUUGGAGAUGCGCACCGCAACAGAUGAGCUUGACAUUGGGAUGUAGCCCUGCGGUCACCUACGAUUGCGAUCCGAGGGAAUCGAUGGCUUGGCCAAUUAAGUUAGGUGUUGCUUUGUUAUUGUAAUAUAUAGGAAACCGACCCUAUAGAUUGUUUAAACCACACUUCCAACUCUGCUUCCUGUACUUCCAAAAUCGAUGUUUUUGACUCCUUUAAAGUAAUAUUGUUUGUCAUCCACUUGAAUUUAGAUAUACUAUCUAUAGGAUCGAAUUAGCCUAGUGUGAUUGCUUUAGUCUUGCGCUUAACGAGUCGAGAGAUUAGUACAUAAUUGAUUUUAACUUAGCGGAACAAAAUGCGAUACCAAGUGGCUUAACGAAUCAUUGUGAAGGAUACUAUAUAUACAGAUAUAUAUGAACAGAUUAUGAAUACAUAAAAACAAUGUAUGAAAUUUUGUCGGAUGUAAAACUGAAAUAAACUAGAGCUGCUAUA